Cotesia congregata is the source of this 3219-nucleotide messenger RNA. NCBI's taxonomy places the organism in Eukaryota, Metazoa, Arthropoda, Insecta, Hymenoptera, Braconidae. The record is from the annotation of a GenBank genome assembly.
AUGCGCUGGCAAUCUGGAGAAGCUAGUCAGUGGACUACAGGAAUUUCUCCAAACCAAGCAAAAUGUCCACAAGGAGAUCAAGUCGAAGACGACGAACAUCUGCAAGGCCCUGAGACGGUUAAAAAAACUGGAUCAAGAUUGGCAGGAGAUCCAACAUCAACACGAUAUUUAUCAACCGGUAAGCGAGUAAAAAAUUGGUAUACUACCGAUCCUUGGACCAAAGGAACUCCAGCGUACAACGACAUGAGAGCUGUACGACGGGGUCACGUGAUUGUUCGCAGAAAAGCAAAUGCCAUGUCACCUGAAGAGCUGACCAAAGCUGCAACAAUAGAGAACUCAUUGUCACCUACAAGAGAUAUAGUAUUAGAAGAUUUUCGGUCAGGAUGUCCUGUUACUUUACCUGGACAAUGUCCUUUUGCAGAAAAGUCCAAAAGUUCCGUACAGUUUUUGAGAUUGCAUCAAUGCGAGAUGGCCUGCGCCCAAGGCGGGUUCUUUUGUUUAGUUGUUCUCCAUCCCGAAGCUCUAGGCAUCCAUGGUGUCACUGAUCAACAGCUUGAUGACUUUUCCUACCAAGUUAUUCAUUUUGACGAUGGGUUAUCCCAACAAGUUCCCAAAAGUUACCCAACUGGACAAACCAAUCAUCGAUUCAAUAACUGUAACAUUGGGUUUUCCCAGCAUGUUCCAAAAAACAUAACUCCAGAAUUCGAACAUAUGAUGAGAUGCUUAACUAUUGGCACUGGAUAUUUUCUCACAGAUAUUUCUUAUGAAGUGAGCCUGUUGUAUUUCGCGGAGUUGAUGGAUAUUGACAUGCCAAGGCUCCGUUCCUCACUCAGCUAUUCUGACUGGAUUAGACACAAGCUUGCCAAGUUUUUGAUGUACUAUGCAAUGCGCGUCCCACAAGUGAAGAAUUUCUUAAACUGGAAAUUUCACAGAGAUCUAAACAACGCGUUAAAUUUUUCUAGUGAAAAGCACGCAGAAUUACAAGAAAAAUCAGACAAAGUUAUGAAAUCUGCCAUUUCUAAGGAUAACAGCACAAUGAUUCUGUCUCAAAUUAAAGUUAAAAUUCCAUUAAAUUGGAAUGAGUUGAAUAGAAAAGAAAAAAGUGAAUUAGUACAUCAGUGGGCUCGAAACGCAUUUCCUAAAGUACCAGAAUCCUUAAUUACAUUGACAGUAGGCUUGACAGUUGAUGGCGACUCUGGAAGAUCUAUUGAUGAAGAACCGGAGUGGUUAGAUCGAGAAAAAUUUGCGCGGGGACAAAAGUUCGCGCAAGAAAAUCUGUUUGGGGUAUUUUUCUCUAUACUCUUCGCUUUGUUUGGACUCUAUUCCUUUGAAGAAGGUCUUAAUCCCUUGAUAAUAACAGGAAAGUCAUCGGAACCUUAUUCCGCAUUUAAAAGAAGCCAACGUGAAGGUAAAUUACUGGAAGUCAAGUUCCAGGAAAUAGUCAAAGAUCUUUGUUUUAAACACUUCAAGACUGCUUGCAUUUGCAAUUUCUGCAGAUACUUAUCAACUGGAGCACGGUUCAGAAAUUGGUACACUAGCGACCUCUGGACCAAAGGAACAUCUGCAUACAACGACAUUAGAACAGUUCGGCGAGUUCAUGAAAUUAUACGGAACAAAGUUACCGCCAUGACUGAAGAAGAAACGAACAAAGCAACGAAAAUUAAACAUCCUUGGUCUCCAACAAGAAAUACUUUGGUGGAAGACUUUAAAUCGGCUUGCCCUGCAGCUUCACCAGGACAGUGUCCUUUUACGAUGAAGGUUCCAGGUGUUAAUCUCAAAAAAAUGCAUCAAGGAGAGAUGGCUAUGACACAAGGCGGGUUUGUCGGCUUAGUAGUUCUCUUCCCUGAAGCUCUGGGCAUACAUGGCGCCACUGAUAAAGACCUUGAAGACUAUUUUUAUGUUUGGAGAUGUAUAGGUUAUCUUCUCGGCAUUGAAGAUGAGUUCAAUUUCUGCCGAGGAACUUGUGAAGAAAUCAAACAAAGAUCCAGAGAUUACUUGGACGCAUGGGUGAAACCUAACCUGCGUGACUUGACUUUAGAGUGGGAACACAUGAUGAGAGUUAUGAUUGCUGGCGCUGAAAAUUAUGCUGGUCCUGGUAGUUCUUUUGAAAGAAGUAUUUUUUACUUUGCCGAAUUGAUGGAUAUUGACAUGCCGCAGUUCCGCUCUUUACUCAGUUAUCGUGAUUGGAUUAGCCAUUAUUUUCUAAAGUUUAUGGUACACUACGCGAUGCGAUUUUCUGCAGUAAGAAAAUUCAUGAAUGCCAAAAUGAAUACAGUUAUGGACACAGCGUUGCAAUUUUCAAAUGAAAAGCAUGUCGAGUUACAAGAAAAAUCUUCAAAAUUGUUAGCUUCUGCGUUUCCUCACUUACCGGAAUCUUUGCUGUCAAUAACAAUUGGUUCGACUGUCGACGGAGACUCAGGAAUAUCUAUAGACGAAAUUCCUGAAUGGUUGGAUCGCAAAAAAUUUCUACGAGGUCAAAAAUUUGCUCAAGAUAAUCUUUUGGGAAUUAUGGCAACUGCGCUUCUGACUUUAAGCUGGUACACAAGCGAUCCAUGGACAAAGGGCACGCAUGCUUAUAAGGACAUGAAAAUAGUGCGACAAAUGCACGUUAUGAUUCGAAAUAAAUUACACGCAAUGUCUGAUGAAUCGAUAGACAAAGCUACGACUAUUAAAAAUUCUUGGUCGCCGACGAGAGAUAUUUUGUUGGAAGAUUUUCGAUCAGCGUGUCCUGUAGCUUUACCUGGACAGUGUCCGUUUUUGAUGGAAGCUUUGGGCUCCAUAAGACUCAAAAAACUUAAUCAGGGUGAAAUGGCUCUGACGCAAGGGUCGUUUGUUUGUUUAGUGGUUACUUUUCCCACCGCUUUUGGUAUUCAUGGUGCAACUGACGAAAAUCUAGAAAACUUUUGUUAUGUCUGGAAAGGCAUCGGCUAUCUUCUCGGUAUCGAAGAUGCGUUCAAUUUUUGUAAUGGAUCACUUGAAGAGAUAAAAAAACGUUCUGAAGACUAUUUGAAUGAGUGGGUAAAACCAAACCUACGUGACAUAUCCCCGGAAUGGGAACAUAUGAUCAGAUGUUUAUUCGAUGGUAUACAAUAUUUUAUUCCGGGAAUAUCUUAUGAAAUGAGUCUAUUGUAUGUCAUGGAAUUAAUGAACAUCGAUAUGCCGCGGUUACGUUCCACUCUUUCUAACAGCGAUUGGAUCAGAUUUUACUUGCUGAAGUAA